AGCACAGUCGGCAGGCAGGCACUUUAUUCUGAACGAAAUGGGAUUAUAAUUAUAGAUUAUAGAAUAAUUAUAGUUGUGUGUUCAUUUGGUUCUUUUGGAAGGACUGACCAAAACGCUGAGGCAGACUGGUUAGAAUAAUGAGAAAACUAGCGCCCAUCCUGCGAUGGACUCUGUUCGUGCUAGUGGCCAUCAGCUUCAUCUGGUGUCUGACUCUGUCAUUUUUCAUCCUGGGUGCUGCUGACAAGGAUGGCAUCAGUUUGACCCAUCAGAGCAGAGUGCAAAGAAAAGCGUGGGGGGAAAGCAGCAGGGCUGAAGACAUAAUGAAGAGAAUUGUCAAGUUCGUCGAUGACCUCCUGAACAUUGUGGGACCCCCUGGCGACCUCUCCCCCCCGCCUCCUUUGAAGGACUACAAGGAAGAGUUCAGAGUGCUCCAGAUUCAAAUGGAGGCAGAGAAAGACAAAGAAAAACUGAGGGAGAAGAUGGUUGAGGAGCUGCGAUCUGAUAAGGUGCAACUGCAGCAGCAAGUGGCUCACCUGGAGGAACUCCUGAGGCUGCAGACGAUGAAGGAACUUGCCAGGGACGGUGGUCAAAACAGCGAGGAUAAAAACUGUCCACUGCCUCUCAUGGAUGGAUACCCAAACUGUGUGGAUAAAUUAAAGUGGAUGAAGGAGAUGUGGAGGUCUGACCCUUGCUACGGCCGUUAUGGGGUGAACGGGUCCCUGUGCUCCUUCCUGAUCUACCUCAGUGAGAUGGAGAACUGGUGUCCUCUGCUUCCAGGCCGAGCGAUCCCCCCAGGUGUAACAGCUAGCUCAGCGGUGGGGUCUGACACUGCCGUAGUCCGGAACAACUUUACUGGUCUGUAUCCAUCCCUGGAAAACAGAGAGCAGUUCAAAUGGGUUCACCAAAGAAUCCACAGUAUGGAACAGAUUUGGGUCGACGCCGGGCGCUCUCUUUCAGCCAAAUACAACCUCGCAGAGCGGAAAGCCAAACAGAUCCUGGUGCAUCCUGGGGCUCUGACAGUUGAAUCUGGGUUUAAAAUAGCAGAUUCUGCCUUCAGUGGUGGACCCCUCGGGGAGCUCGUCCAGUGGAGUGACCUCAUCGCCACACUUUACAUUCUGGGUCACGAUCUUCACCUUUCUGCUUCAAUACCCGACCUCAAGGUUUCUCUAGGGAUCAUGAGAACAAGCUGCCCACCUCAUUCUGUAGUGACACCAAGCCUGAUUUACACAGACAUUGUCGGCCUUCGACAGAUACAGGCAGCACUACAGACAGACUGGGUUAAAUACAAGUGUAUGAUUCGCGUGUUGGACUCUUUUGGCACUGAGCCGGACUUCAAUCACGCAGCCUGGGCCCAGCAGCACAACCUGACAAGUUAUUUUGGCGGCCUGAACCUGAUCCCAAUGCAGUUCAACACCAUGUUUCCUCAUACACCAGACAACACAUUCCUGGGAUUCGUGGUGCAGCACCAGCUGAGCUCUGAAGAACGUCAGCAGCUCGAGUCCACCAAAAGACAAAACCAGGCGCUUGUGUAUGGGAAGCGUGCCACUUUUUGGAAGGAUAAAGAGGCUUAUCUGGACGUCAUCCAUCGAUACUUAGAGAUCCAUGGGACGGUUGAUAAAAGCGCUUCAAUCCCAGCCUAUGUGAAGAACCACGGCAUUGUCAAAGGCAGUGAGGUACAGGUCCUGCUGAGACAGAGCAAGGUUUUUGUGGGACUGUCUUUCCCUUAUGAAGGCCCUGCUGCACUGGAGGCCAUAGCCAAUGGCUGUGCUUUCCUGAACCCCAGGUUAGACCCUCCGCACAGUCGACUGAACACAAAGUUCUUCGAGGAAAAGCCCACCAUCAGAGAGGUGUCAUCACAGAAUCCUUACGCCGAGGCGAUAGGAGAGCCCUACGUAUGGACGGUAGAUAUGCAAAACUCCACGGAUGUGGAAAGAGCUCUCUCUGUUAUCCUCAAUCAGACAAUUGAGCCCUACCUUCCCUACGAGUUCACCUGUGAAGGGAUGCUCCAGAGGGUCAACACCCUGACUGAAAAACAGGACUUUUGCAACAACACAGAGACUUGGCCCCCACUGAGCGCGCUCCAGGUCGUGAAGGCAGAGGUCAACACUUCCUGUAAACAGGCCUGCCAGGAGAAGGGGCUCAUCUGUGAACCUGCGUUCUUCCCACAUCUGAACAGCGUCGACAAUCUCGCCAAUUACAGUGUAUAUUGUCGGUCAUCAGAGCUGUCUGACAGUCGUCUGGUGUUUCCAGCCUACAGCAGUAGUGAACACUGUGUGUUCCAGUCUGAUCCCCUGCUCUUCAGCUGCGUCAGAUCAGAAGAGUCUUUGAUUCGCAUCUGCCCCUGUAGAGACUACAUAAAGGACCAAAUAGCCUUAUGCAAGGCGUGUAUAUAACAUCCAGGCAACAUUUCAUUUCUCUUGUGAAACCUGAAAAGAAAAAAAGCAAGAAAAUGGAUUCCCAUCUUCCAGCCAUCUCCUUGAGGCCUUGCCAGAGCAGCGAGAGUGCAAGCCGACUAUGAUGAUGAUGCAAAAGUGUGAAAUUGAGUGAGGGCAGGUGGGAGAACAUCCUGAAGAGAGAAAAGGUUUUUAUUAUAAUAAUGUGUCAGUAUUUAUUUGUCUUUACGGUACACUGAAGUCACAGAGUUACCCAUGCAGUACUCUAUAGAUUCAUGCCAUAGAUUCACAAGUGGUGAAAGUACACUGGUAGCAAAGGUGAAAAGUAAACCGUUGUCGUGCGGAUAAACCAUUUGUGUCUUCCACACUGUAGCUGACUGAUGCUUAUUCCUGGUGAUGAUAACAGCGGCAUGAAGAGUAGUUACCAGGAAGGUUAAAGGAAUAGGCAAAGUGCUUGAUGAUGAAAAGACUAAUCCCAUUCUCAUGCAAAACUAAUGCCAGUAAGUAAUUAGCUUAACUUAGCCAACCGAGUGGAAACCGGAAACAAGCUCACACUUUUAUGUAACAUUUCAAGCCGUGUGCAAAAAACAAACAUGUUAUUUAUAUUUGAUUUUAUUUCAUUUAUGUAUUUAUAAUCGUCUGUUCUUUUGUAUAUAUUUUUGAAACCCCUCCUAUUUUAUUAUUCCCACCUUGGAAAUUAGGCUCAUAAACAUCAGUCAUUCAUCAUCAUUAAUGAAAGAAAGAAAGAGACAUUAGGCCAAAUCACGCACAGCAGGCGUAGUGAGACAGAGAAAAGACCUAUUAGAAGAAUAUAAUUAUAAUAUUAAGAAGUGAGGUUCAGUUCAGCUUCACACAGAGAUGGCUGAUGGAAAUGUCCUUCAGAUGGAUACUUCUCACUUUCAUACAUUGAGUACAUCUCAGAGCCUGUGCGUUAUUACUUUCACCCGAGUAAAGAACUUGAAUCAGUGUUUCUACUUUUACCAGAGUCUUUUUUUAAUAUAGUAUCUUUACUCUUUACAAAGAAUGUGUGAACUUUUUAUUAUCUCCCUUAUAGACGCAGCAGCUGAUAGUUCAGGUCAACAGAAAUUAUACAGCUGGACAAAUCUGACACCUUAUUAAUUAUUUGGGAUAAAUAGACAUUGAUGUAGUGUAGGUGGGACUGAUGCUCGUAUGUACACAUCCUACAUGAUACACACAGUCUGCCUCCGUGACAGUCGUGAGGUUAAAAAGUAAAGAAGAAAAGACCACGUCUGACCGUUACUGAUGAAUAAGCAGGAUAAAACUUUAUUAAUCAAUAAAACUUUGCUCUUUGACAAAGAGCUACCUCAUAAUUCUUUUACAUAAAUAAACGUAUUUUUACAUCAUCUGUAAUACCACUGAUGUCAUUACUGUACAAACAGACAAAUAAUAGUUCUGUUACAUAGUCAGAGUUUUUGGAAAUUCAAUUACAUCUUUACAUGUGUGUGUGUGUUUGUGUGUGUGUCUUUGCGUGUGGCUGCAAUGCAUGUGUAACCACUAAAGCUAUAAGGGUUUUUUUACAAGCCCAUGCAAAGCCUAUAGCAACUGAGAAGUGGUUAAUAUUGCUAUUACAAUUUUGGGAAAUGAAGAAAAAAAAA
This is a messenger RNA of Acanthopagrus latus (yellowfin seabream), 4009 nucleotides long. Its product is annotated as alpha-1,6-mannosylglycoprotein 6-beta-N-acetylglucosaminyltransferase A-like. NCBI's taxonomy places the organism in Eukaryota, Metazoa, Chordata, Actinopteri, Spariformes, Sparidae. Gene Ontology annotation, molecular function: alpha-1,6-mannosylglycoprotein 6-beta-N-acetylglucosaminyltransferase activity. Gene Ontology annotation, cellular component: Golgi apparatus. The transcript has 19 exons. The record is from RefSeq and is a predicted model, not a curated record. Gene Ontology annotation, biological process: protein N-linked glycosylation. Bases 138 to 2393 code for a protein of 751 amino acids.